ACUCCUCCCUCAGAUUAUCCCUAUCAGAAACAGAAACCAUUAAAUGAAAAAUAAAAAAUAAAAAAUAAAAUCCACUCCAAAUUCCAAUUCCCAUAAAAAUCAGAAUUCAAAUCCAUCAAUUCCACUCUCCGAAAAAUUCAAAUCUCUUCCAACACGUUAAACACUACAUGUUUAUGGCUGCAAUUUCUGCUACUGCCACUACUAGUGUUACUACCACCACUUCAAUUCCUCCUCCUCCGUGGAUCCCCGAAGACGACCUCUUGUUGAAAAACGCUAUCGAGGCAGGUGCUUCGUUGGAAGCGCUGGCGAAAGGGGCGGUGAGAUUUUCGAGGAAAUUUAGUGUGCGUGAAUUGAGUGAUCGCUGGCAUUCUUUACUGUAUGAUGAUGAUGUUUCGGCUAAAGCGUCUGGUCGAAUGGUAGAGUUACAACUUUCUAAUGUGUCCUUUUCCAAAGUAAAUACUAUUACUAGUAGCAGUAAUAAUAAUAAAUUUGGUGUUGCUGUGAAAGAGAGUGGUUCUGUGAAGAGAAAAUUUGAAUGUAUUCGGCAAUUGUAUUAUACAACGAGGAAGAAAUUGCGGAAGCGUGGUGGUGGAGGGUGUGGUGAUUUUUGUUUUCUUGAUUCGCUGGAUGGUGGUUCUUUUGAAGGGGGUGUUGGAUUUGGUGGGAAUGGCGGGUUUGGAGAGGAUGAUCGAGUGCGUUUUGGAUUUGUUGGGGGAAAUGAAGGUGGGGAAGGGGAUGUGUGUUUUGAGAGAGAAAGUGUGCAAAGGGAUGUGCAGGAUGUUGAAGAUGGAUUCGUUAAGUUUCGAGAUUCUAAGAGAAGUGAGGAACCUGGGCCAUGUGGUGUGCCAGAAAGUGAUGCUUUGAUUCAUGCAGGGCAAAUGGAGUCUUUGGCACCAAGGGUGCCAUUAUGGAAAGGGAUGGAGGAUGUUUCUGCACCUAAAAUGCCAGCGAGUGUGAAUUGUAAAGGUCAUAGUGAAGGGGAUUUGAUUGUAAAUCAUGAUGAUAUAAAUGGGUAUAAAAUGAGUUUGGUGGGAGUUGAGGUUGAUCGCUCCAGAGUAGAGUUGCGUGAUGAACCUGUAUUUGAUGUACGUGAUAGGUCAACUGCAAUUUCAGAAUCUGAUUUUCCAGAUAUUUCAGACUCGCUCUUGAACUUUCCAAAUGACAAUGAGCCACUUUUUAUCGAUGUUAACGGGAACGACGCUAUAGAUAAAGCUUGUUAUGAUAGCAUUACCACUUCACUUUUGGUGAGUUCUCCUAAUGAUGUUCAGGGUGAAGUGCCUGAUGUUAAAGAUCCAGUGACGUUAGCCUCAGAUACAAGCCUCGGAAUACCUGAUGGUGCAUGCCCUGCAGAGUUAGAGGUUAUUGCAGAGGAAUCGCAUUCUGUUGGUGGUAAGCAGGAUAUUCAUUGUGUGUCAGAAAUGAACGCACCACCAUCUGCAUCAGCACCAAAAGUUCUGUCCGCCGAAGAAAAUGAUGGAGAGAUGGAGUGCACGUUGAAUAUGGAAGACUUUGAAAUCCCAUGCAAUGAUGAUGUUUUCAUAGUUAAAACAAUUGCUUCUCCCAUAAUGGAACAAAUUUCUAACCUGACUCACAAUCUGCCUUCCUCGAGCCUUGAUAAAAAGGAUUGCAAACAAGAGAUAAUCUUGCUGAAGAAAGAAGGAAUUCCUGCUCAAUGUCUUACUUCUCCGCAGAUGGUAGGUUGCAGUAUGUUGCCAGUAACCAGUCCAAGACACCAAACUGUUUGCAGUGGUGCCAAAUGCGAGUCUCUUGCUUUAAUUUCUAGACCAGUUAUCACAGCCCAUGUAGAACCAAGCGAGGGCAGUGUAGCCUUGGGAGCUCCUACUCCCACAGUGGGACUGCCAAAGUCUGGGUCAUUACAUGAAAAAUUAAGUUUGCCUAUAAAAGUUAUUUCAGUACCCUCAACAUCAAAUCAGGAAGAAUCCGGGAGCGAUGAUGAUGUUCCCUGCUUUUCAGACAUUGAAGCCAUGAUACUUGAAAUGGAUCUAUGCCCGGAUGAUUCAGAUUCAUUUUUUAAUCACGAAGUCUCAAGAUAUCAGAAUGAAGAUGCAAUGAGGGCAAUUAUAAGGUUGGAACAGUGUGCUCAGUCUUCUAUGCAACGAGCCAUUGUUUCUCGAGGAGCACUUGCUGUCUUGUAUGGGCGCCAUUUGAAGCAUUAUAUCAAGGACACUGAGGUUAUGCUUGGCAGAGCGACAGAGGAUAUGGAUGUUGAUAUUGAUUUGGGUAGAGAAGGGCCUGCCAACAAAAUAUCAAGACGGCAGGCACUAAUAAAGAUGGAAGGAGAUGGUUCUUUCUUUUUGAAGAAUCUUGGUAAGAGUCCAAUGUUUUUGAAUGGCAAAGAACUUACUUGUGGACAGAGCAUGGGACUGAGAUCAAGUAGUUUGAUUGAGAUUAGGGAAAUGGCAUUUGUCUUUGAAGUGAAUAGCAAAUCGGUGAAGCGGCAUCUGGUGAGUGUCAUCAAAAACCACAAAGAAAACAAUUUCAAAUCUCAAUGGUCAGAUAAAGGGGUAAACCACCGAGAAACAGAUUUCAAGUUUGAAUGGUCAGAAGGGGUUCCAUGACCUGAGAAAAGUCACCACCAGGUUCCUUCAUUUUUCCAUCUUGAGCUUCUUAGAGCAUAAAAAAAGUUUAACUGUUGUGCAUCCCUUGUUGCUAGCAUUUGUAUUAUCCAACCAUAUAAUGUUUAGACAAUGUCCUGCAGUAGAGAUAAUUAACAGAUAACCAUGUUAUGUAUAUGAAUAGUUGUGGAUACCAAAAUUAGAGAGUAAAAUGGCUGGAUGAAAGUGCCACUUCUCGUCAA
Messenger RNA from Populus euphratica (Euphrates poplar), 2818 nucleotides. RefSeq lists its product as uncharacterized. Lineage: Eukaryota; Viridiplantae; Streptophyta; Magnoliopsida; Malpighiales; Salicaceae. Gene Ontology annotation, cellular component: NSL complex; MLL1 complex; Ino80 complex. Gene Ontology annotation, biological process: positive regulation of transcription by RNA polymerase II. The transcript has 7 exons. Gene Ontology annotation, molecular function: G-quadruplex RNA binding; protein binding. The record is from RefSeq and is a predicted model, not a curated record. Bases 168 to 2579 code for a protein of 803 amino acids.